This is a messenger RNA of Oikopleura dioica, 756 nucleotides long. The record is from the annotation of a GenBank genome assembly. NCBI's taxonomy places the organism in Eukaryota, Metazoa, Chordata, Appendicularia, Copelata, Oikopleuridae.
AUGAAGUUGUUUGUCUUAAAGAACGCCACUCGAGUCGUCGUUGCUCGAAAGGCUCACGAUAUCCCAAUCAACUUUGGUCUUCUCGAAUGGUUCCGAUUCGCCGGCAAGGUCAAGCCCGCCAGUGAGAUCGAGGCUUUCGACGCUUCCAAGAAGCUCGACUGCCAAUACGAUGGCUCUUACGCCGCUACCUCGAACGACAUCAACGGCGAAGGCGAAGGAUUCAACCCAAUCGACGAUAGCGCCCUCUCCGUCGCUCCCAUGGGCAGCCACGUGCAGCACGCUCAGGUUUCGAACGAGCAGCCCGGCUACCUCCAGUCCCUCAACAAGUGGAAGUUCCGAAUGGACUGGCCCCACGGUAACCACUCUCGAGUCGGUAUGCUCUGCGACGACCAGAACAACCACUUGGACACUUCUUACGAUGCUAUGAGAGAUCGACUUUACGAUAACCAGCGACAGGAUAUGUACUUCCGAAUCGGCCGAGGUGAACAGGUCACCAUGUGCAAAGAAGUCAUGCCCUACGAAGACUGGGCUCCCAUCGCCGCCGAUCACCGAUUCCUCAACAACGUUGGCCGACAAUACCAAGCCGAAGAAGACGAGAAAUGGAUGCUCGAUACCAUCACCACAGGUCACUCCUCGACGCCAGGCGCUCAUCUCUUCGGUCUUGGCGUCACCCACAACUAUCUCCGAAACGCCGAUACUUACAAGAAGGUCAAGGCCAAGAUCAACCAGACCGUCCUCCGCUCCCAGUUCUUCUAA